AUGGGAGAGUCGCCGGAGAAGAAAUCAGGCUGUGGCAUAUUGAGUGCUGUUUUUGGGAGAAAUAGUUUUUGGCCAAGAAGAACAACUUCUACAGGUUCUCUUCCUGUGGCCAAUAAUAACAAUGCCACAUUUGUCAAAACACCAAGCACUCCAAAUUCGAAACGGCGGCGUGGUGGCUCUGAUGAGACUUCCUUCCUUGAUUCAUCAACCAAUCCAUCAGAUGCUCCUCCAUCAAAACCUAUCACAAAGCCUUCCCAAUAUAGUAACAGGGCACCUCCUAUACAACAACAGCAACAGCAACAGCUGCAGCAAAAUAUUCAGGGUAGAAAUGGUAGGCCACCUCAAGAAGCAGCAGCACAAGCAGGUCCAAUGGUUUCCUCAUCAGCCCCAAGCAAAAUGGCCCCAAGCCAAGGUUAUGUGAACCAAGGAAAAAGGGUGCCAAAGGAGGCAGUUGGUAUAUCUGGUGAGCUUGAUAGCAUGAUUGCUGAUCAUCAAAAAUCAAAAGGGAGCAAUACACUUGUAAGGGCUUCCUCCAGCAAUGUCAUGCUUUUUGGCAAUUUGGGUAAUUUGAGACAACCUGGUGGAGGUGGAGGUGGUGGAAAUGCAAACUCAAAUAAUGUUCUUGAUUAUCUUCCAAAGACAGCAAGAGAAGAAAUCCCAAUGACGAGUAAUGUAAAUGUGGGAAAGAUGAGUGCUGCUAAAGAAGAGAAGAGACAGAGUGUCACAGAACCGCCUGCUUCCUUAUGCCGGGCAUUGUCGACUAGAAUGGACCCCGAAACUUUGAAGAUCAUGGGCAAUGAAGAUUACAAGAAUGGGAGGUUUGCAGAGGCUUUGGCUUUAUAUGAUGCUGCAAUUUCUAUUGACCCCAAUAAGGCUUCUUAUAGGAGCAACAAGAGUGCUGCAUUAACCGCUCUAGGUCAACUUCUUGAGGCAGUUUUCGAGUGCAGGGAAGCCAUUCGGAUUGAGCCCCAGUAUCACAGGGCUCAUCAUCGUCUGGCAACAUUAUAUUUUAGGUUAGGGGAAGCAGAUAAAGCUUUGUAUCACUACAAACAUUCUGGACCAGAGGCUGAUCAAGAGGACCUUGCUAAAGUAAAAUCUCUUCAGGCCCUUCUGAACAAGUGCACCGAGGCUCGUAGGUUAAGAGAUUGGAACACCCUCAUAAAGGCAUCUGAAAGCGUUAUAUUAGCUGGUGCAGAUUCAGCACCACAGAUAUAUGCUUUGCAAGCUGAGGCCUUACUGAAGCUCAAUAGGCACCAAGAAGCAGAUGAAGCACUAUCCAGGGGUCCAAAUUUUGAAGUAGAUGCCUGCUCUAAAUUUUUCGGUCCUAUUGGUAACGCGAACUUGUUAGCAAUACGGGCUCAGGUGGAUAUGGUUGCUGGCAGAUUGGAUGAUGCAUUGGAGGCAGCUCAACGAGCAUCCCGUCUUGACUCAAACAACAGGGAAGCAAACAUGGUGGCGAGGAAGGCUCGAGCUGUUACGGUAUCUAGAUCAAAAGGCAAUGAGCUUUUCAAGACAGCAAGAUUCUCAGAGGCAUGCGUUGCCUAUGGGGAGGGACUUGAGCACGACCCUUACAAUUCGGUGUUGUUAUGCAACCGUGGUGCUUGUCGGUCAAAACUUGGUCAAUUAGAUAAAGCAAUUGAGGACUGUACAGCUGCCCUUAAUGUGCGCCCAUCUUACAGUAAGGCUAGAUUAAGAAGAGCAGAUUGCAAUGCCAAGUUGGAAAAAUGGGAAGCUUCAAUACAAGACUACGAGAUUUUGCUUAAGGAAACACCCGGGGACGAGGAGGUAAGCCGGGCUUUGUCUGAGGCCCGGCAACAGCUCAAGAAACUGUGA
Prunus armeniaca (apricot) is the source of this 1833-nucleotide messenger RNA. NCBI's taxonomy places the organism in Eukaryota, Viridiplantae, Streptophyta, Magnoliopsida, Rosales, Rosaceae. The record is from the annotation of a GenBank genome assembly.